Messenger RNA from Lampris incognitus (smalleye Pacific opah), 1014 nucleotides. Its product is annotated as protein FAM83G-like. The record is from RefSeq and is a predicted model, not a curated record. Lineage: Eukaryota; Metazoa; Chordata; Actinopteri; Lampriformes; Lampridae. The transcript has 3 exons. Bases 1 to 1014 code for a protein of 337 amino acids.
AUGGUGCAGCCAUACAUGUUUGAGCCAGCAGACAUUGGUUUUCCUGAGGAUAAACUAGAGGUCACAGAGGAUGUAGGCCUAUUCAGCCGAAGUGGGAUAGCAGUGGUGAUGGAUGUAUUUACAGAUGUGGAUAUCUUUCGAGACCUUCUGUAUGCAGCCUACAAACGCAACGUUCCUGUUUACAUCAUCAUCGAUAUGGCAGCUGUUCCCUGCUUCCUGUCUAUGUGUGGCAGGGCUGAUAUGCACCGUGGACACCUAAAGAAUCUGCGUGUACGCUGCUGUGAAGGUGUGGAGUUCUACACCCGGUCAGCUCAGAAGGUAUGUGGUUCACUGAGCCAGAGGUUUCUCCUGGUGGAUGGCGACAGAGCCAUUUCUGGAUCAUACAGUUUCACCUGGUCGUCAUCUCGUCUGGACCGUAACCUCAUCACUGUGGUAACGGGUCAAGCUGUGGAGACCUUUGACCUGCAGUUCCGUGACCUUUACCUGACCUCUAGGGGGGUGUCCCUCACCAAAGUUUCUAUGGCAGAUGAACCAACGCCUGAACCCCUCCCUCAAGCUGCCCCUGCUCCAGUACCAGCUUCUGUUGCCAGGAAGCUCAUUAACCCCAAGUAUGCCCUGGUUGCCUCAGGAAACCAUGCGAGUCCUGCUUCUUCUGACCAAAAUUCCAGCAACAAGAACUCAGCCUCCCAGAAUCCCACUGGGCUGAAACUGGUCAAAGGGCGUGUUAAAGUGCCUGUGGAGGCCCAAGCACUACAUCCUGGAUUAGCCAAUUUGGAGAUAGCAUACUUGAUCCCCUACUUGCCGACAUGUCCUGAGCUAGACCCACCCAGUGAUGUGAUUGGCUUCAUCAACAUCAGAGAUGACAAGCGGUCGACUCAGGUUCACUUACAGAGGUCAGAGAGGUUUGAGGUCAGCCAGGCUAUACGCUUCAGCUCACCCUUCACGGCGCCCACCCCAAAUGACAUAAACACUUUGGGUCAGAACCCGAGAACUUCUGACACCAAUACACCCUGA